Alligator mississippiensis (American alligator) is the source of this 6506-nucleotide messenger RNA. RefSeq names its product 5-hydroxytryptamine receptor 2A (gene HTR2A). The record is from RefSeq and is a predicted model, not a curated record. The transcript is spliced from 3 exons. Gene Ontology annotation, biological process: chemical synaptic transmission; G protein-coupled receptor signaling pathway, coupled to cyclic nucleotide second messenger. Gene Ontology annotation, molecular function: G protein-coupled serotonin receptor activity; neurotransmitter receptor activity. Gene Ontology annotation, cellular component: plasma membrane; dendrite. Lineage: Eukaryota; Metazoa; Chordata; Crocodylia; Alligatoridae. Bases 1040 to 2494 code for a protein of 484 amino acids.
CUGAACAAGGCAGUGAGCAAGAAAUUACAUUCCUGUUGAAAUCAGUAAUCUCUUUCUGGAGACUGCUCCUUCUAGUUCGUGUGCUUUCUUUUGUAUCACUUUGAGGGGGGGUCUGAUAUUGUUAUUACUCUCCAUGUAGCUUGCCCUUGGGGGGGAAAAUGCACAAGGAAAGAUACAGCAAGCAGCCUCUCUCUCAGAAGAAAAGAACAAGACUGGCUACACAGGAACUGGCUUCUCUCAAGUGUACAGUUUAGAAGUCAACGUAACUGUAAUCAAAAUACUAGUGUUUUUGUGGCCACUAGAGAGAAGGGACUCAGAGAAGGAUAUGGCAAAUCAGAGUACAAGGUGGAUCUAAGGAACUUUGAAUGUGGGCUCUCAGCAAUGUAAGUCUUCCUAUACUAUAUUUUUAAUUGUAGCAUUUAGUCAUUUUAUUUCUAUUUUGAAGCCAUGCUGAGCCAAAAGAUACUAUUAGAUAUUAAAAUCAAUGUGGAAUAUUACUUGUAAUCACUGGUGUGAGACUCAGAAUGAUAUUGAAAUAUGACAGAAGUCAGAGACUAUCAGCCAGUAAUAUGGAAGAUGAACUAUAAAUAAGAGCAUAUCUUAUUAUUGUAAGAGUUAGAUGCUGGGUGGAAUCUUUAAUCAACUUUCUCAUUGUGGAACAGAGCUCUGCUGUUUUGUAUAGCAAGCUAUUUUAAUACUGCUGCAUUUAAAAUUGUGUGAUUACAGUUAUGAAGAGCAAUAAGAUGUAGCUACAGAAGAGAGUCCUGAUGGUUGCAAAAGUUUUUUGCCCAUUGUUUUUGCUCUCCAAAACCUCAAGUCCACAUUUUCUAUUCUCCAUAUUGAUUUUGUUUUUCAACUGGAUUUUUAACAUAUGCUAAUAAGGGACUUCACAGGGAGCCGAAAAGAAAGUAUUUCAGCGUUCAGAAUAAUUCCAUCCGGAUAAUAAAGAAAAAGUAAUUAUCAAAAAAUAAUCCUUCCUUUACACCAGCUUCAGCUUUGGACAACAAAGGAAUAUAAAGCCUGAUGGUGACAAAAAUUUAUGCUUUCAGCUUUUUACUAUACAUACUCACCAGUUUCAGCAAUGGAUAUUCUUUGUGAUGAGGAGAGUUCUGUGAACCCAACUACAAACUCCUUAAUACAAUUAAAUCAUGAGAGAAGACUUUACAAAAAUGUUUUUGUAUCUGGAGAGGUUAACACAUCUCAUCUGUUUAACUUAACUGUGGACUCUGAAAACCUAACUAAUCUUUCGUGUGAAGGCAGUCCGAGCCCACCCUGCUUUUCAUCAUGGAUUCAGCUUCCAGAGAAAAAUUGGCCAGCUUUGUUGACAGUUAUUGUGAUUGUUCUAACCAUUGCUGGGAAUAUUCUUGUCAUCAUGGCUGUGUCACUGGAGAAAAAGCUACAGAAUGCCACUAAUUAUUUUCUAAUGUCACUCGCAAUAGCUGAUAUGCUGUUGGGUUUCCUUGUCAUGCCUGUGUCAAUGUUAACCAUACUGUACGAGUAUAGAUGGCCUCUACCCAAAACACUCUGUCCUGUCUGGAUCUAUCUGGAUGUGCUUUUCUCCACUGCCUCCAUCAUGCACCUGUGUGCCAUCUCUCUGGAUCGCUAUAUUGCCAUACGCAACCCCAUUCAUCACAGCCGCUUUAACUCAAGAACUAAGGCUUUCACAAAAAUAAUUGCAGUUUGGACCAUCUCAGUUGGUAUCUCUAUGCCAGUGCCUGUGUUUGGACUACAAGAUGAAACCAAAGUACUUAAGGGACCCAGCUGCUUACUUGCUGAUGAGAACUUUGUCCUUAUUGGCUCUUUUGUGGCAUUCUUUAUUCCUUUAACCAUCAUGGUGGUCACCUACUUUUUAACCAUCAGAUCACUUCAGAAAGAAGCUACCUUAUGCGUUAAAGACCUUGGCACAAAGACCAAGUUUGCUUCAUUUAGUUUUCUCCCUCAGAGUUCUCUGUCUUCAGAGAAACUUUUUCAGCGUUCUUUGAACCGAGAGCUGGGGACUUCUGGAAGGAGAACUAUGCAGUCCAUCAGUAAUGAGCAGAAAGCUUCCAAGGUACUCGGCAUUGUCUUCUUUCUGUUUGUUGUGAUGUGGUGCCCAUUUUUCAUCACUAAUGUGAUGGCAGUCAUUUGCAAGAAGUCAUGUAAUGAAGAAGUCAUUGGAGGGCUACUGAAUGUAUUUGUCUGGAUUGGCUACCUUUCUUCAGCUGUCAAUCCCCUAGUAUACACACUGUUCAACAAAACUUAUCGUUCAGCUUUCUCACGUUAUAUUCAGUGUCGAUACAAGGAAGAGAAGAAGCCUUUGCAGCUGAUCUUAGUGAACACUAUACCAGCUUUAGCUUAUAAUUCCAGCCAACUCCAGCUGGCACAAAUGAAGAGCUUGAAAAAAGAGGCUAAAAUGAUGGCCAAAGACUAUUCUAUGGUUACAAUAGGAAUACAUCAUUUAGACAGUACCUCAAAGGGCAGUAUCAACCCAGUGAACGAGGUUAGCUGUGUGUGACUAUGCUAGCUCAUCAACAGCUGCCAUGGCAACCACGGUGUAUACUCAGAAAAUUUCACCUAACUGUGAGAAGCUUUGAUAGCUUAGGAAAAUUAGCCCUGUCUAAGAAAGUCGUCAUUAAUAUCACAUACUCCUUAUAUUGUCUGGUUGGUGAAAAGCAGGGUUAAAAUGCUAUCAAAUGUGCAAUUUUUUCAUACAGUACAUCAGCUGUUUUAAGCACAGGCUUUAUUAAACUUAUUUUUUUAAAUAUUCUAAAUAAUAUAUUUCUUAAAGAAAAAAUGCAGUUUAUUGUAUUAUAACAUGGGCUGUGAAGAAAUCCAUGCGUUACUUUUUUUUCCAAAUGUAAGCUGAGCUAUUCAUUGGUUUACUUGCAGAUUAAGUUUGAAUUAGUUUGUCUUGCUACAAUGAAAUUUUAUUAGCAUUAACUAAAUGAGCACUUUAUGAGAUUUUAAAUAAAAUGUUAGUUAAUUUACUGAUGUAUAUUUAAAAUAUAAUUAAAAAAAAGAAAAUUAUAUAAAAGCUGUAUAGAUCUAUUAUAUAGAAAUUUUGGUAACAGUGUUUUUAUGGUUCCUUUUCCUUCCCAAUUACUUUUCUGAAAUGUUAUUGGGCUUUCUGCCAUUUGCUUUGUAGUUCAUUAUCGGCAAAAGUAAAUUAUACUUGAAUGUUCCUUUGUCAGCAUGACCAUUAUUAAUCUGUUUUCUCACUCAUAUUUUUCCCACCCUGUCUUACCUGUAUUACCUAAGAAUUUAAAAUGUACUAUUUCAUGUAUUUGGGCUUGAUUCUCCAUUCCAGUCCACUUGCUUUACAGUAGAAUAAGUGAGGCAACAUCAUGGAAAAUCAGGUCCAGUGUUGCUAAAUAAUUUCAGGCAUGAUCCUGUGGGCAUUCCUUUGAACAGCUCCACUGGAUUUCAAAUUUAAUUAACUUCAAUAGGAGUUUUGUGUGAACAAAGCCUGCAGUAAAGAGGUUUAAUCUUUCCCCAUUUCUGUUUGAUUAGGAGGGACAUUAUUAAGGUGUUUCACUUGUUUUGUUCUCAUGUUUGUAAACUAAGAAUAAAUAGAAGAUGAAAAUAUUUUCUUUAUUAGAAGUUGGUUUCCUCCAUCACUCCUCACUGUCUUCCUCCAUCGCUGUUGCAGCACUGGUCAUAAAUCCUGGGAUGCUUGCAUUAUUAAUCUACGUACAAACAGUUGGAUUGCUGUACUCUUAAAAAGUUCAUUUGAAAAUAAGGGUAUUGUCUAAAUGGCAUAAGUUUCCACCUGCAAAAAUUUAAUGGGAAGAUACUUUGCUGAGGUAAAGAGCAUUAGAUAUUUUUUAUUGUUUUGAUCUAUUUAAUUAUACAAAUGUUUGCUAGCAGGAAUAGCAUGUUGUUUCUGUGAAGCCAAUUGGACCUUGUGUAGAGAUAGAAAGGUAGCAAUUACACUCAUCAACAGGGCUGCAACUGAUUGUUGGGGCUUACACAAAAUUUGCAAAUGGAUACAUAAAAAAUAAGAUGCAGUGUAGCUCUAGAGCCUACCAACCCUGACAAAAAACACUAGUAAAAGUUAAAAGUUAUGAUGAAUAUCUAACAUAUUUGCGACUCUCUCAGUCCCUCCUGUGGUAUAUGUUCCAUUUUGCAUGAAAUUACAAAACAUUCAUUGGGCCAUGGAAAGAAAAUGAAUGAAUAGGCCUCUGGUAGAGUCAUAUUCAUUCUCUCUCCCUCAGGCCCAAGAUUCAUGUUCAUUCUUUCAAAAUAAACAUUUAAAUACUGAAUGCAAAGUAACUUAAUUACUCCAUGCAAAUAGAAUAGCUUCAACAGGAAGAACUGAGAAAUAAUAGGGUAUUUUUUGAGGUGGUAGAAAAUUUUGAGUCAAAGACAGAGGGUAGAGUUCAACCCCAAUUCCCCAUAUCCUUGGUGUAUGUUCUAACUACUGGGCUAUUCAGUGAUUCUUCCUUUAUGCAAUGCGUGAUUUUAUAGAGAGGCUUUGAGAACAGCUAGACCAUACCCUGCAGAUAAGUAAGCAAAGGAACAUGAGGGUUUCCCCUGCUUACAGAUCCACACCCCAAGUCAAGGGGCAGGGCUGGCAACCUGAUAUGCAAGGGAAUUCCUGUGGAGCACAAUAAGAAAAUAGGCAUCCUCAUAUUUAAGACAUCACAAACUGUGACUGCCUUUAGUCAUGGCAACAUUUUGGGCACUUGGAACAUGACAGUGGGCUUGGAUGUCUGUCUCCUUGCAACUUGUGCCAUCAUAAAAUUUUUUACAGAGGCACAAAAGCAAUGUCUGGUUGCACCCUUAGACACCUAAUAGGUGGAUUUCCACCAUUUGUGUUGUUUGUUUACUGUCUGUGUUUCUCUCAGCUAGCUCAACUCAUUUUCAGUUCAUUUCAUUUUCUGUCUCAAGGACUAGAGCAAUGUCACAUUGCUCAGAUUGAAGGAGAAUGUUUCCAUGCAAAAAAAGUUUUAAUUGAUUGUUUUAAAUGCAAUUAAAGAUUGACUAUUAAUAUUAGAUGUUUAAAACUGAUCAGAAAGCCUACAUUUUGGACCUACAUGACCUGACUCUGUCCUUUUAAUUAUUUUUUGUACAUAAUAGAGCACUUGCCUUUCAGUUGGAAGAAGUGUAUAAGACAGGGAUAUAUGAUACUUGAUUUUUAAUAUCAUUAGCUCUCACAUAGUUGGUUUGAUGAGUGAUCAGCAGCUAUUGCCCACAAAGUGUCUAAAAACAAAGAUAAUGGAUAAUGUUUCUGUCUCUUCAUAAAUAUCUUUGAGCACUUCGUUGUUAUGGAGCCUGAUCCUGCAGCCUUACUCCACCAAGACUUUUGUAGACUUUAGCGAGUGUUACUUUAUUAAGGGCUACAGCAUCAGAGCCAGAGCUUUCAAUACCUACAGGAUCUGGGAGAUCAUAAACAAAUAGGUAUCAUCUAAGAGAUUUAUUAUAUUGUUGACUUAUAUCAGGGUUCACCAACUUCAAGACUAGAAUUUCUAGCAGGCUAUUGCUAUCUAAUCACCACUGAACCUGAAACACCAGCACUGUUUUGUAAGGCUGGCUGGAAAACAACUUCCUUUAAUUAAAAGAUUUUGAAAUUUGUUUUCAUUCUGUAUCAGAAUGAAGAUGAGACCAUUUAAAUUUUAUUUAUGCAAAAAAAUAAAAAAAAUAAAAAAGAACCUCCCUGCAGAAUAGCAAGUAGCUCAGUCAGAGAUGUGACCAGGCAGCACUAGCUGGUACAAUGCUGAUCACAGUCAGCAGUCACUGCAGUUGCAGCUAUAUUUUUACCCUCCAACUCCCAAAACACUCCUCUCCCCACCCCCAACUAAGGUGGUGACCACCAGGGCUUCUGUCCCAGUAACCCUACCCUUGGUUAUGCUACUGAGCUCAGUGGUUUGAACACUCCCUUGACAUAUAAGGGAGCCAAAUUCCUGUACCUGCUCUGUCUGAUUUGAUAAGUCUUUCUGGCAUACAUCCUGGAUCACGAACUGUUUGAUUGACAAAUACGUUUAUCAGUAAUUUUUCAAGUAUGUUACUGUUUAGUAACAUUUAAACAGUAUCUGAAAGUGCCAGAAUAUGAAGUCAUUGUUAUACUCUGUUUCCUUAGUUUAUGGAUUCUGUACACAUUUCUGCAUAUAUCGGGGGAAAAAAUCCCACCAUAUCUACCCCAUGCAGCCAAUCAUGAACUUUGCGUGUGUAAUUAUUGCCUAAUAGUAAGAUAUAUUCUAUUUUGAAUACUUAUAUUUAUGUAAAUAUACCCAGAGGAAUGUUUGUUGUAUUUUGUAAAACUUAAAAUUAUAUUCUAAUGGCUUCCUGGUUUGUUAAAUCUCACUGCUUAGUAAAGCAGAUUAAAGUAUUCAAAUGCCAUCAGUUCUUUUAUACACUGGAAGUUUGUCUUAAGUAAUUAUUUCGGGCUGCUUGUAAAUUUUCACAGAACCAUGUCUGCUGGAGAUUAAAAAUAUAUUAAUAUGUUUUCUUAGAUUCAGACGCAGUGGGAGAAUACAUUGUGGAACUUUAUAACCUUAAUAAACACUGGGUCAUUAUGAUUAUUUUAA